GUGAUUAAUAAAAUGCUGAAAGAUAUUCUACACAAAUAGUAUACAUUUUAUCGGACUUGAAAUCACAUCUUUUUGCUAUACAGAAUUUCUCUUGCUAUGGAGUUAUUUUGUUGCCUUCUGAGAGGCAUGACGAUGUUCAGUUUAUAUGAAAACAAAAGCAUUUUGAUUUGGAUGGAGCUUUUGGAUGAUUUUUCUGUUCAUCAGCAAAAUUUAAGGUAAUUUUAUAACAAGCACAAAAGAGCUUUCAUAACCUUUGAAUUGCUUGUGAUGCACAGAGAAUUAUAAGACUUAAGAGGAUCAGCACUGAGCGUGAAGGUUUUACCCUUUUUGACAUUUGGCUCAUACCCUGAAUUAAUGUAGGAGGGAUGACAAGUGCGUAAUUUGCGUGCAAGUCACGAUGCAAGACAGCUCAGUAGGUUUGUGAUAGAACAGAAUUCGAAUGGCUUAAACUUUGCGACAGUCAGGAAGACUCGUGUUAUUGAAUGCAGACGAUGACUGAACUGACAGCAAAGACAAAAACAGGAAGUGGGCCGUAUCUCUCAUUAAAGCUUUCUCUUAUCAUGUAAUAAAGUAUGUCUGAUUCAGAUGAUUAAAACUGCCCUGAGCAUAAAAACAUCAUCAUUGCUCCCUGAAUGCCAUUUGCUGUGCUUUAUGUUCUUAUACUUAAAGCACAGCACUACUUCUUGCAGCUGCAGCUGUUUUUUGCUCUUACCUUUAUGCAUAGCUAGGUGAAAAGGACAUGUUGAUGAAACAGCGUUAUGUAUUUGAGGGCCACUUGGGCAACCCUGUGCUAAAAAUGAAUCAACUCAUGGAGACACUGCUGUUCAGCAAGACUCAAUCAAUCUCAACUGCUGCUGUGGACAAACACCUGGCCAGGAUUGCUCCAUUUUGCACUUUGAGUGCCUUAUUUUGGACAUUUAGUGAGAAAUGCAGGAACUUUUGUAUCUUGUAAAUGAAAUACAACCAUCAGCCACAACAUUAACACCACUGACAGGCGAAGUGAAUAACAAUGAUCAUCCGUUUACAGCUUAAUGUUCUGUGGGGAAGGAUUGAAUUGGAUUGGAUUCUGGCGAUCAUGGAUGUGGAUGUUCUUUGACACACACCACCCGCCCAAAAACAUCGCCAGAUCCCAACCUGAUGGAGAAUCUGUAUGAUGUACCAAUAUAAGCUGAAUUCAGAUUCCCAUCAUGUGAGAGACCCCACCUGAUGGGCCUCUUUGGGUCCUGUCCUCAGUGCACAGCACCCAAAGGAUCCAACAUUCCAAUGCUGGUAGCCACAAAAUACUCCCAGAGGUCCUGUGUUCCUUCCUCUGACAGGUCAGAGCUGUUUUGGCAGCACAAAAUGGGACCUGCAAAAUAUUAAACAGGUGGUAUUAAUGUUGUGGCUGAUUGGUGUGUGUUGCCAAGGAUAAGUGUCAAGAAUGAUAUGUACAUGCAAGUACAUGCUCCCAUCUACUGUCGAACAGAGACUCAAUGGGGGAAGGGGGUCCCCCACUGUAUUUAACUCAUAUUGUGUGUACAUCAGAUACUGACAGGACCUGAUGACACUAGGCCUUCAACAGAGUAUCUACCUUCACACACACAAACUGAAACCCUCACAUGUACAGAAAAUACUGACUUUAAUUAAUGGACUGCACCUUGUGUACCUUACAUUCUCUUUCCAGUCACAAGUAAACCUUUAAGCACUUUAAGAAAAAGAAAAGUCCAAGCAAUAGAAUCAUCAGUGACCUAUUUGUAGUAACAUAUGUUUCUUUUUGUCUGUCUUUUCGUUUAAGUAAUGUUCCACAAAACUUCAGCACACACCUCCUGUUUUUAUUAAUACGCCCAGAACACAGUUAGAAUGGUCAGAACAUCAGGUGACUUGGAAGGGAAAUUUCGGCCAUCCUGUAACAGAAUCAGGAAGGGUGUUUUGUAAAAUCAUUAACCCAGAAAAAUUAAUUCAUCCGCUCUAGAUUAUUUUCAGUGCCUUUUUAAUGUUUAAUAAUGACAUGUCAUCAAUGCCAUAAUCAUUUAUGAUCAACCUACUGUAUGAUAAGAGGAAAUUGAGGGAAUUUUAUUAAAGGUUUUUCUACAAAUUGCUAUCGAGUCACGUGUUGUCAUUUUUUUCAAUGGGAAACAUGCACUCCAUAAUGCAGAAAGGAGGAGACAGUGAAGAAUGACAAUGCAUAAGCAUAUAUGCAAAUGAAGUCAUUUUUAAGAUAGAACUUGGGAAUAUUUGGAACAUUAUAGCCUCAUUCAUGUUUCCUAAAGAACCAUGUUGGAUGCAGCUUUUGCAGAGAAAGGUAAAGAAACAGGUAGAAGACAGGAAGCUGGAGAGCAAGAUAGCUGGGUGGGGUCAAUACUGCUGAGUGAGACUGAUCUCUGUUCACUCUCUUGGCAGGCAGUCAGUGUGAGUGCCCACUAUAGGAUCAUGGUCAGGCUGGCAGCAUGGGCAGAGCUGGGCAGCAUUUGCCAGUGUGCCAGGGACAGAGGGGCAAGCCUAUUGAGAAGCAGUGUGAUGGACACAAUGGGUGCGACAGACUUGCUGCAUCAACAGGCUUUUUGCUGCUGUGGUCAGAAAUAAACCAUAAAUACCCCCAGUGGCCUCUACCAACCGCUCGCCAGACCUCCACACCCACACACACCCUCACACUGAGACAGACAGAAAAGAGUGAGAAAAGAAAGAGGAAAGACGGAGAGCGUGGCUUGUACGUGGUGCACUGAAGCACAAGCCAUCCAGGUAAAAAAAGCGUAGAUCAUCCCUCUCUCCGACAGGCCUUUCUCUUUUGCUUUCUCUCUGUCCCUUCUGCUAUGUUCAUCCAUGUGCUUGCCUCUUCAGUAACAUUUUGUGCACUAUUAAUUAAUGUUCUUACAUUUACAACUGCCACAACUAGAAUUUGAGUGAAGUAAACAUGUAAAAGUGUGCAUAUGUCUUGCUGACACGUUAGAUUUUUGAGCAAAGGAAUUAGAACUGAGCAGUUCUAAUAGAAGGAGACAUUUUUGUCUCAACUGUUUGGAGAGCCACUUUGGACCAGGUAUUAGGGGUUAAUAAUGUCCAGGCAAGCAGUAAAAAUGGCUUUAAGCAAUGUAAUUCUGUGCUUGGUAGAGGGAAAAUGACAGAACAGCAGGGAACCCCAGAUCAGCUGCCAGCAGAGAAGGGCCAAGGAGGGGCUGGAGCCACAUACAAGCUGACUGUUUUUGAGUUUGAGAAUUUUCGUGGAAAGAAGGUAGAGAUGUCUGGUGAAUGUAAAGAUGCGUUUGAGAAGACACAGAGAGUUGGCUCAGUCAUUGUGGAGUCGGGGCCAUGGGUGGGGUUUGAGCGUCCAGGCUUUGCAGGAGAGCAGUUUGUGCUGGAGAAAGGAGAGUAUCCUCGAUGGAGCACUUGGACCAACUGCCAGAGUAGCUGCAGCCUAAGCUCAUUUAGACCUCUGAAAGUGGACAGCGCAGAUCAUAAGCUGCACCUGUUUGAGAAUGCAGGCUUUGAAGGCAGAAAGAUGGAGAUUGUUGAUGACGAUGUCCCCAGUCUGUGGGCUCAUGGUUUCCAGGACCGUGUGGCCAGCGCUAAAGCUAUCAAUGGAACGUGGGUGGGAUACACGUAUCCAGGCUACAGGGGGCGCCAGUAUGUGUUUGAGCAUGGAGAAUUCAAACACUGGAAUGAUUGGGGAGCCACUGCACCUCAGAUCCAGUCCGUCCGACGUGUGCGCGACAUGCAGUGGCACAAGAGAGGGUGCUAUGUUGCCCCUGCCCCUGCCCCCGCCCCCGCCCCUGCUCCUGCCCCUACACCUCCCAAUCCCAACCCCAAUCCUGAUCCUGUUCCUGACCCAAAACCCCAAACUCAGCCCCAAGCUUGAGACCAUAGCUUCAGCAUCUCCUGGGGGAGCCUAAAUACAGCUGGCCAGUGCCCAAUCUCUUCACUACGCCCUCUGUUAGUCUAGAAUAUCUGACCAUGCAAUUUUGGAAAACUGGAACUGACAAAAAUGAAAGAUGUAAAUCUGUUGGAAAUAAAGGCUAU
Molecule: messenger RNA, 3990 nt
Organism: Scatophagus argus
Lineage: Eukaryota; Metazoa; Chordata; Actinopteri; Scatophagidae
Product: beta-crystallin B3-like
Exons: 6
Coding region: 3092-3829 (245 amino acids)
Biological process (GO): visual perception; lens development in camera-type eye
Molecular function (GO): structural constituent of eye lens
Source: RefSeq, a predicted model, not a curated record